UAUAAAUAGCCGGUGCGAGUGUCAGAGUUCUCCUGGCAGGCAGGAAAAAUGAAGGGCAUAGCCACAAUCUGCUUCUGUCUCCUCUCUCUGCUGGCUCUGACCGCGGCAGAGCCGGCGGCCGAUAGGCUGAGCCGGUCGGCCGCGGAGGACGAGCCGCUGGUGCACCUGCACCUGCAGCAGCCCGAGGAGGAGCACCUGUUCACCUGCAGCUGCGACCGUGGGGAGGACCGCAGCCAGAGUUCCAAUGACACACCCGCCCCCGCCUCGGAGAGAGGCGUCUGCCAACCCUGUCCUGCGGCCACAGGGGGCGCCACCGAGCAGGCCGCCCCGAGCGCCGAGGAGUCAGCCGAAGAGUCAGCCGAAGAGUCUGCCGAAGAGACUGCCGAAGAGCUCCCCCUAGAGGAGGAAGAGGAGGAGGAAGAGGAGAAGGUGGUUGAAGACCAUGAGGAAGAGGAAGAGGAGGAGGAGGAGGAGGAGGGCAAGAGUUCCUCUGUAGAGGAGGCCGUGGCUGAGUCCGAGGAAGAGGAGGACAGUGCUGAGACGGAGACCGACGCAGUGGAGGAGGCGAUUGAGUCGGAGGAAGAGGAGGAGGAGGAGGAGGAGGAAGCAGAGGAGGAGGAGGAGGAGGAGGAAGAGGAGGAGGCAGACGCUGAAGAUGCUUCUCUGUUAGAGUCCACCGAGAGUGAAGAGGAGGAGGAGGAGGAGGAGGAAGAGGAGCAGGAGGAAGAGGCAGUGGAGCUGGUGGUGAGUGAGGAGACCUCUGCUGAAGAGGAGCAGGAACAUUCAGUGGAAGAAACAGCAGAAGAGGAGGAGGUGGAGGAGGUGGAGGAAGAGGAGGUGGUGGUGGAAGAAUCUGUAGACGCUCCAGAAACUGAAGAGGAGGCUGUUGAAGUUCCGGGGGAGGACGAGGCUUCAGAAGAAGCCACGGAGGCCAUAGAGGAGGCAGAGCCUGAAGUUGAGGCGGCUCCUGAGCCAACGGCCGAGGUCCCGGAGGAAGCAGAGGAAAUCGUCGUUCCCACGGAGAUGGCAGAUGAGCAGGAAGCUGUCGUCGAAGACGUCCCGGAGGAAGAAGAGCUUGUGGAACUCGUCAAAGUGGAGGAAGAGGGAGAGGAGGAAGAGGAGGGAAAGGAAGAGGAGGUGGUGUCAUUCAUGAGAGACAGGUCCCACAUUGAGGAGAAGCUGCAGCUGGACAUGGCCGAGCCUUCUGCAACCUAUACCUCCGCUAUGCUGAAGCUGCGUAAGAUCUACCAGACCGCCAUCAAGCCUAUGGAGCAGGCGUACAAGUACAAUGAGCUCCGACAGCACGAGGUGUCAGAGGCUGAGAUCGCCUCCAAACCCCUUGUCCUGUUCCUGGGCCCAUGGAGCGUUGGCAAGUCCACCAUGAUCAACUACCUGCUGGGCAUGCAUAACACACCUCACGAGCUCUACACAGGUGCUGAGCCCACCACUGGUGAGUUUACUGUGAUCAUGCACGGUCAGAAGUACCGGACCCUAGAGGGCAUCGUUAUGGCAGCCGACAGCUCCCGCAACUUCUCUCCUCUGGAGAAGUUCGGCCAGGGAUUCCUUGAGAAGCUGGUGGGCAUCGAGAUUCCCAACAAGCUCCUGGAGAGGGUCAACAUCGUAGACACGCCCGGCAUCAUUGAGAACCGCAAGCAGCAGGAGAGAGGUUACCCGUUCGGUGACGUGUGCCAGUGGUUUAUUGACCGCGCAGACAUGAUCUUCCUGGUGUUCGACCCCACCAAGCUGGACGUGGGCCUGGAGUUGGAGACGCUGUUCAGGCAGCUGAAGGGCCGUGAGUCCCAGAUCCGCAUCAUCCUCAACAAGGCCGACAACCUGGCCACCCAGGAGCUCAUGCGCGUCUACGGCGCCCUCUUCUGGAACAUGGCGCCACUCAUCAAUGUGACGGAGCCGCCGCGCAUCUACGUCAGCUCCUUCUGGCCCUACGAGUACGCCCCCGACACCAUCCGCGACCUCUUCAUCAAAGAGGAGGUCUCCCUGCUGGAGGACCUCAACCAGGUGAUCGAGAACCGGCUGGAGAACAAGAUCGCCUUCAUCCGCCAGCACGGGAUCCGCGUGCGCAUCCACGCCCUGCUGGUCGACCGCUACAUCCAGACCUUCCGCGACAAGAUGGGCUUCUUCAGCGACCCCGAGCUGGUCUUCAAGGAGAUCGUGGAUGACCCUGACCGCUUCUACAUCUUCAAGUCCAUCCUGGCCAAGACCAACAUCAGCAAGUUCGACCUGCCCAGCCAGGACGCCUACCGCGACUUCUUCGGCAUCAACCCGGUGAGCGGCUUCAAGCAGCUGUCCUCCCAGUGCGGCUGGCUGGGCGGCUGCCUGCUGGACAAGAUCGAGGCGGCCAUCACCGUGGAGCUGCCUGCCCUGCUCAGCAGCGUCUCUCCCGCCAAUGCCGCCGGACUCGCCUGCGAGCCCACCACCUGUGGGGAGAAGCCCGUCAACCGGUACCGCCGGCAAUGAGAGCGAGGGAGCCGGGGGAAGGAGGGAGGGAGGGAAGAAAGAGAGAGGAGAGAUUCAGGAAAGGAGAGGCUAUUGAAAAAAGGACCCCCCAUCCCCCACGCCCCCCAGUCCUACGCUGUUGCCCAGAUGGGAUGCAAGGAGGAGGGGGAGGGAGAAGUUUUUUUGGGUGGAGUUGGGGGUUCAGGGGUGAUUGAGGUGGGGCUUGGGGGUGCAGGAGAGAAGUUUCUUAAUUUGGAAUGAAGAGUGCAAUAAUUCUGUAGGUCCCAAUCGAACAGAGGAGGAGAAAUUCAUGGAGAAGCUACAGGGAUCUGCCUGGUCUCUCCUCUCCAUGUCAAAGACGCAGAACUGUCUGCAGAUCGGCAAUAGGAGCAAAAUGUAUACAACGAGGGGAAAAUUGUAAAAAAAAGAAAAGCGUAAAAUGGUCAAAAAUCAUGACUUUCAUCGGUCACACCUGCUCCCUCAUGUGUGAAUAAAGUGGGUCAAACCUUUUGCUAGUUUCUUUUUUUGUGAUUUGUUCAUAUUUAUUUUGGUUUUUUCGCUAGUUUCCAAUUCUCAGAGUUCAAGAAUUGUAUUUUUUGUUAUGUUAGCUGUCAUCGGUGUUUAUGUUUUGUUGUAAGCAUCGGAAUCUGUCAGCCAUGUUCCAUUCACAGGGACGAGAGCCUGUCUUUCUUAAUUCUCCUUGUCGUAAAUACUGUAUACGAGUGCAUUUGUUGUGCCGAUCACACAGUUGACUAAACCCCUGUGUUUGGCCUAUUCGAGAACGCCUUUAACUCCGCAUGUCAGGUGAAAGGAGAUAUUAAAAGGUGCCAGUGAUACCCAACCUUA
Anguilla rostrata (American eel) is the source of this 3300-nucleotide messenger RNA. RefSeq names its product sarcalumenin-like. The transcript is spliced from 7 exons. Gene Ontology annotation, molecular function: GTP binding. The record is from RefSeq and is a predicted model, not a curated record. NCBI's taxonomy places the organism in Eukaryota, Metazoa, Chordata, Actinopteri, Anguilliformes, Anguillidae. Bases 49 to 2475 code for a protein of 808 amino acids.